GCCGCCGAAGCCCUAACGCGCGGCUCAACUCCCAGGCCGCCCCGCCCUCUCCUCUCCUCUCCUCCCCACUCCACACCAAGCACUCCGCCGCACGCAGGACGGCCGGACGCGCGGACUUCCCCACCCCGCAGCUCUCACGCCGCUGCAGCCGUCCGGUUCGUCCCCAUCCAGUUCGCCCGAUGACGAGGAGCAACGGCGCGAGCGGCGGCGGCGGCGGGCAGCAGCAGCAGGCGUCGGCGCCGGGGAAGCUCCCCCGGAAGCGCUUCUACCGGGCGCGCGCGCACAGCAACCCGCUCAGCGACUCGCACUUCCCGGUCCCGGUAUCGCCCGACGAGGUCGACCUCUCACAGCACUACCCACGGUACUUCCCAGCGGACAUAGAUGGCGGCGAGGAGGAGGCGGCGGCGGCGCCAAGACGGAUCCACUUUGCGGACGUGGGGUGCGGGUUCGGUGGGUUGCUCGUCGGGCUCUCGCCCCUCUUCCCGGAUACGCUCAUGAUCGGCAUGGAGCUGAGGGACAAGGUAACUGAGUAUGUCAAAGAAAGGAUCUUAGCUUUAAGAGCAUCAAACCCAGGACAGUAUGACAACGUAUCUGUUGUGCGCACCAAUUCGAUGAAAUACAUUCCAAACUACUUUAGGAAGGCUCAGCUCACAAAGAUGUUCUUCUUGUUCCCUGAUCCCCACUUCAAGGAGAAGAACCGCCGACGGAGGGUUAUUAGUAUGCAGUUGCUCGAUGAGUAUGCUUAUGUGAUGGAAGUGGGGGGAAUCAUAUAUACUAUCACUGAUGUAGAGGAACUUGGAGAAUGGAUGCAGUUAUGUCUGGAGAAACACCCACUAUUUGAAGCUAUUCCGGAUGAAGAGAUAAAAGCGGAUCCAGUGGUCAAGUUACUGUCUACCGCCACUGAAGAAGGCCAGAAGGUCGCCAGAAAUGGAGGGCAAACUUUCCAGGCUAUAUUCAGGCGCAUCUCCUUGCAAGAAGAAUAGAUUACUUCGGAGGUCGUUAGCUCCUAGUGCACUUCGCUAGAUCGCGUUACAUGUAUUUGUGUCAUUUCUAUACAUUUGCGUAGCAGAAUUUUUGCUGGUGAAAAAAUGUAUGGAGUACUAGUUUCCAUUGCUCUGCAGAGUCAACUCUUUGGCUCUACAUUGCAAGACCACAGAGUAUCUGAACUCCCUUGAGUCAAAUAUUUUUCUCAAAUUGCCUUGGUACCA
Molecule: messenger RNA, 1208 nt
Organism: Phragmites australis (common reed)
Lineage: Eukaryota; Viridiplantae; Streptophyta; Magnoliopsida; Poales; Poaceae
Product: tRNA (guanine-N(7)-)-methyltransferase
Exons: 2
Coding region: 180-983 (267 amino acids)
Biological process (GO): tRNA methylation; RNA (guanine-N7)-methylation
Cellular component (GO): tRNA methyltransferase complex
Molecular function (GO): tRNA (guanine(46)-N7)-methyltransferase activity
Source: RefSeq, a predicted model, not a curated record